Phyllopteryx taeniolatus (common seadragon) is the source of this 2563-nucleotide messenger RNA. RefSeq names its product peroxisome proliferator-activated receptor alpha-like. The transcript has 13 exons. Gene Ontology annotation, molecular function: zinc ion binding; RNA polymerase II cis-regulatory region sequence-specific DNA binding; nuclear receptor activity. Bases 871 to 2376 code for a protein of 501 amino acids. Lineage: Eukaryota; Metazoa; Chordata; Actinopteri; Syngnathiformes; Syngnathidae. Gene Ontology annotation, biological process: negative regulation of inflammatory response; cell differentiation; positive regulation of transcription by RNA polymerase II. The record is from RefSeq and is a predicted model, not a curated record. Gene Ontology annotation, cellular component: nucleus.
GAGCGGUGGCUGCUUGUGUAACGGGCUGCUUUCACCUCAGCUGAACUUGACGCAUCUGCUCGAGCGGCGGGCAGAGGACGCGCCGUGUCCCCGCUGAACCGAGCAGCCUGGCCCGGGGAGGAGGGAGCGGAGAGCGGCGUCAUGAUUACCCGGCUGCCGUCUCUGAACACGGACACUUUUUUUUUUUUUUUUCUUUUUUUCCCCCUUCGCCGUCUGGAAUGUCUCUUUGCUUGGGGCUAGACGAGAAUUCGAGAACGUUGGACUUGAACGUGACACUGGGGCCAUCAGAGUCCAGGAGCACCCGUGAGAGCAGAAGGCCGUCGGACGCCUGACGACUGAGCGGAUAUGUGAACACGCUGCAGUGUGCGCAAGCUAGACGUCCACCACACAGAACGGCGGGGCUCUCUCGGCGUCGAGCCUCAUUGGGCUCAGUGUAUUUCCUGGGCGAACCUCAACGUCAAGAACCCUGAAGACUCCCUCUUUGCUUCGAGUCCGCCGAACACGACCCGUCCCAUCAGAAGCUCCCAGGGCGUGUUGUUGUGUGUCGAGUCCUCUAAACCGGUCGAGUGAGGCGGAGCGGGCGCACCUGCGGCACGAUGUCCCAGGACCAAUGCACAAUUACAGCGUGUGUCAGGAGGUGUGCUCGUUCUGUCGCUCCCCGGCGAUGUCAUUUCCUCCGAAGGGACGAAGGGCGGCAGGGCCGGGCGUGUCGACUGCAGCCGGCCGGUGGUCGGAGGGGCAACGUUGAGCUCAACAUCGCCUUCGUCCGCACUGCCACUCAAUCUCAAAACGAGCGUCCACGGGAUUCGUCAUCUGGAAAUGCUCGGGAGCAAACUCUCUGCGUCUGGUGAGUGAGGUCGUCAUCCAGCCAUGGCACGGGAUCUCUACUGCCCCCCGUCUCCACUGGGGGACUCCCUGCUGGACAGCCCGCUGUGCGCGGACCUCAUGGAGGAUCUUCACGACAUCUCCCAGUCCAUUGGAGAGGAGACACUGGGGUUUGAUUUCCCAGAGUACCAGAGUCCCGGUUCGGGUUCUGAGAGCUCCAUCGCACUGGACACCUUAACCCCGGCCUCCAGCCCGUCACCGGGGGGGUGCGGGGAGGCGCCAGAGCCCGACGAGGUCUUCGGCCCCCUCAGCCUGGAGUGCAGGGUGUGCUCGGACAAGGCGUCAGGCUUCCACUACGGCGUGCAUGUCUGCGAGGGCUGCAAGGGUUUCUUCAGGAGAACGAUCAGGCUCAAGCUGGAGUACGACAAGUGCGAACGCCACUGCAAAAUCCAGAAGAAGAACCGGAACAAGUGCCAGUACUGCCGCUUCCGCAAGUGCCUCUCGGUGGGCAUGUCCCACAACGCCAUCCGCUUCGGUCGCAUGCCCCAGGCGGAGAAGAUGAAGCUGAAGGCGGAGAGCAAGAUGGUGGAGAAGAAGAAAGAGGCGAGCCCCACGCUGUCCGACCACAAAGUUCUCAUCGGGCACAUCCACGAAGCCUACAUGAAGCACUUCAACAUGAACAAAGCAAAAGCUCGGCUCAUACUCACCGGGAAGACAAGCAAGCCGGUAAGGCAACACUUUUUCACGCACUUUAUUCCAUCUUCAGCUCACUCGUUUCUUCUUCCUCUUCAGCCUUUCAUUAUCCACGACAUGGAGACAUUCCAGCUUGCAGAACGGACCCUAGCGGCACACAUGGUGUCACAGGGCGACAGCGUGGAGCCCGAGUGCGGCCUCCCAGCGAGGGUGCUGGUUGCCGCAGUGGGUUGCGGGGGGCUCCAGCAGAGGGAGGCCGAAGCGCGCCUCUUCCACUGCUGCCAGAGCACCUCCGUGGAGACGGUCACUGAGCUAACCGAGUUCGCCAAAGCUAUUCCCAGCUUCCAGAACCUGGAUUUGAACGAUCAGGUAACUCUCCUCAAGUACGGGGUUUACGAGGCUCUCUUCACCCUCCUGGCCUCUUGCAUGAACAAAGACGGCCUCCUGGUGGCGCGCGGCGGCGGCUUCAUCACCCGUGAGUUCCUCAAGAGCCUCCGGCGGCCCUUCAGCGACAUGAUGGAGCCCAAGUUCCAGUUCGCCACGCGCUUCAACUCCCUGGAGCUGGACGACAGUGACCUGGCCCUCUUCGUGGCAGCCAUCAUCUGCUGUGGAGACCGUCCGGGUCUUGUGGAUGCGACUCUGGUGGAGCAGCUCCAGGAAGGCAUCGUGCAGGCUCUGCGGUUUCACCUGCAGGCCAACCACCCCGACGACGCCUUCCUCUUCCCGAGACUGCUGCAGAAACUGGCCGAUUUGCGGGAACUGGUCACAGAGCAUGCUCAGUUGGUGCAGGAAAUCGAGACGACGGAGGACACGUCGCUGCACCCCCUCCUUCAGGAGAUCUACAGGGACAUGUACUAAGAGAUGGCUCAAUUAGCUGCUAUCUCCCAUAUCAAUGUACUGUAGACUAUUAUUUUUGGGAGAGGGGCAGCUGUGAAAAAGGAGCCAUAGCUAACAAAACAGUUUGUAAAAUAGUGCCUUAAUAGGGUGAUGGCCAAAAUCACAGACUUAUGUUUAAAACUGUGUAAUACAAUAUUAUUUUCAAAAA